Messenger RNA from Didymella exigua CBS 183.55, 2700 nucleotides. RefSeq lists its product as uncharacterized. NCBI's taxonomy places the organism in Eukaryota, Fungi, Ascomycota, Dothideomycetes, Pleosporales, Didymellaceae. The transcript has a single exon. Gene Ontology annotation, biological process: DNA repair; Okazaki fragment processing involved in mitotic DNA replication; lagging strand elongation. The coding region runs from base 1 to 2700 and encodes 899 amino acids. The record is from RefSeq and is a predicted model, not a curated record. Gene Ontology annotation, molecular function: ATP binding; DNA binding; DNA ligase (ATP) activity. Gene Ontology annotation, cellular component: mitochondrion; nucleus.
AUGACCGUUACUUUCAACGCGAUAUGCAGUCUACUGCAGAGCACUGAGAUCAUUACUACCCUUCGUCCACGACUGCCACAAAAAGAAGAGAAUGAAAGUAUUCGGCAGAUCAUAUCGAAUUGGUCGAAGAACCACAGACGCGCCCUGGAUGACCCCAAAACCAAUGGAGGCGCUAUCCUUUCUGCCCUGUUCCCUCAUCACAGGAAGGAUCGAGUGUACGGCCUUCGGGCGCCUCUUUUAGCGAAGAAGCUUGCUAAGCUUCUUAACUUGAAUCAUGGUCAGAAGGCUUCGUUCGACCGCUGGAAGUCCGGAAAGCAUGGAGAUCUAGGCGUGUAUACCGAACGAGCGAUGAAGCCAUGGGAUGGCACUUUCUCGUCCAAGCACCCAGUCUCCGUAGAGCGGGUCGACAGGCUCCUUACGCAAUUCGCGGCCAGAUACAGGUUCUCCGACGCGGCCAUCCGAUCGCAACGAGAUUGGCACUUGAAUACGGACGAAGAGCUGAAAGCUAUCCUUGUGCGACUGGAGUCGUGGGAGGCCAAGUGGCUGGUACGCCUCGUCUUACGGGACUACUGUACAGUUGCGCUAGACGAGAACUACGUGUUUGGGCACUGCCACUUUCUCUUGCCGCAUCUACUAAUGUUUCAGAACGACUUUGACGCAGUUUUCAGCAUGCUCCGAGGGGAGCUGAGCUGUUAUCCUGCGGUUCCUGGAAACCUGGAAGAGAGGUCAAUGCGGCUGGAGGCAGCGCACAAGCUAAGACCAGUGGUUGGUAUCAAAGUUGGACGGCCCACCUUUAAGAAAGUGUGGUCAUUUAAGCACUGUUUUCAGAUGGUUGGUAAUCACGCUUGGGCUGCUGAGAACAAGUACGAUGGAGAGUACUGUGAAAUCCACAUCGACUUGACGGAUGCAUCGCAAAACAUCAAGAUCUUCUCCAAAAACGGCAAAGACGCAACAUUAGACCGUCAAGCACUACAUGCUACCAUUCGCGAAGCUUUGCGCAUCGGUCGGCCAGACUGUGCCUUCGAGUCCAAAUGUAUUGUUUUGGGUGAGAUGGUGCUCUACAGCGACAGAGAGAAGAAGAUCAUGCCAUUUUCCAAGAUACGUAAGCACAUAUCGCGGUCUGGGUCCUUCAUUGGGACAUUGCAGGAUUCAUUGCCCCACGAGUGGGAACAUCUCAUGAUUGUCUUCUUCGAUGUUCUGGUAUUGGACGAGGAGCCCGUCCUACGUCAUUGCCUUCAACAACGCCGCAAUUUACUCAGGGAUCUGAUUCGAGUCAAGCCAGGUCGUUCGAUGCGCUCGGAGUGGUCUUUGCUCGAUUUUAAGACAGAGGAUGGCAUCACAGACCUCAAGGAGAUAUUUGCACAGAACCUCGCCAGCCGCCAAGAAGGUCUUGUAUUGAAACCACUCCAUGCGCCUUACUUCCCGCUGUUGUAUGGACGGGGAUCUUGCCAACCAGGUUACUUCAUCAAGCUGAAGAAGGACUACUUGGGCGAUAUGGGUGGGGAACGUGAUCUAGGCGAUUUUGCCGUCAUCGGUGCAAGCUUUGAUGCGCAGGUUGCUGCAAAGUCAGACGUGAAACCCUUGCACUGGACGCAUUUCCAUCUUGGAUGUUGCACAAACAAAGCCGCCGUACAACGAAUCGGAGCUGAGCCUAUCUUCAAGCUCGUUGCAACCGUUGGUCUAGACCAGUGCAUACCGAAGCCUGAUCUUAAGUACCUUAACAUACACGGCUACGUGCGACAAGCGAAUCUGCAUGAGGAUGGUCAGACAGAUAACUUCGGCAUCGAAUACUCCAAAGGGUACGACCGCCGGAUGACGGCCGCAUUCAGAGUACCCUUUGUUGCGGAGAUCCUAGGAGGCGGGUUCGAGAAGCUGCAGAAUGAGACGUUCGAGAUGUUGCGUCAUCCUCGAGUCAAGAAAUUACACAAUGAUCGGACUUGGGAAGACUGUGUGACUCUCGAGGAACUCGAGACAAUGGCUGAACAGAAGUGGGACGUACCAGAUGCGGGCAAACUCAAUAGCCAUGCCAAGGAUGUUGCGGUACUGGCCGCAAAGUUCGUGAGAGAAUCUCAAUCCACCUCAUCAACAUACAGAACGACGCAGGACCCAGUGCAAACGACGCCGCGCAAACCAAAAGCCUCAUCGAAUCCAACGCCUUCCGAUGCAGUGGUUCAAGAAACACAGCAGCCCAUAUUCGACCCCCACACAACCGCGUCGUCGAGCUCGCACUAUUGCGGUAGCACGCAAGCCCCUGGUACUCGAGCCUCGUGCCAAGUAUGCAUACUUUUCCGUGAAGAUACCGUGGAGUGCCUCGCUCUUGCUACACCGCUCAAGGCUCCGCCUCCUACGCCAGUGGUCGAAUCACCAAAUCAGCUCACUCCGACAUCGACGGCCCCAUUACUGACAUCGCACCGCUGCGCAAAAAGUUCGUUGCUGCUACCUCCAUCGACCGCACCGGAACCAAUGAGCAAGAAGCGCGACUACAUCCAAGUCACAGACUUCGUGAGCCCUCCCGCAUUGCGCAAGCGUGUCAAAGGUAGUACGCCCCUCGGAGAUUAUGGUGCCAAUGGGGCCCGGAACUUGGGACUGUUUGGUUUUGAUUCGCAAGAGAAAACUCUUCAUAUAUACGCAAGAGAAGGCCUGAAGGUCCACGUACAUACAGGAUAUGAUACAAGUCAGACCAAAUCAGGGAAUGAGUAG